Dujonia railenensis is the source of this 1188-nucleotide messenger RNA. The record is from the annotation of a GenBank genome assembly. Lineage: Eukaryota; Fungi; Ascomycota; Pichiomycetes; Serinales; Debaryomycetaceae.
AUGCAUCUGGGCCUCUUGUUUAUGACAAUGCUAUGCCUAGGGUGUUUGGUUGUCCAACUUCUACCGAUUUUAUCGGUGCCAAUAACUGGUAAGGGCAUUAAGUACAGCAUCUACCUAUCCCACUACGACAACUACAAGUAUGGAGUGUUUGGACUAUGUGACGUAACUCAGGAUAUCUGCUCAGACACCAAGAUAGGCUAUCCUUCAAACGGCAGCAACUUCUUUACGGCGAUGUCAGAAGGAUAUAAAGAAGAAUAUGGAGGUGUACAGUUACCUUCCAAUGCCAGGUAUACCAUCUCCAAGUUGCUUGUGGUACAUGUAGUGUCGUUUUGCUUCUCAGGCUGCUUAUUCUUGGUCAUGCUCUUGUUAAUGGUUAUAUACCUGUAUGAGAAUACAACUAAGCUAAGGUUGAUAGAAAAAUUUAAACCUAGACCGAAAAGGGUCACCAAGAGAAUAGGGAAGUUUAAGAUGAAGAGGAAGGGAGGGCGAGGGAGAGGACGAGCUCUAAGCAAACUUCCCCAAGAAGAAGAGAAUGACCCUCCGAGUGAUGGAUACCAAGAUGAUCCACCUUCUAAUAACAAUGGUACACAGAUUGUCAUUCAAGAGCCAGAAGCUAGACCUUCUAAGGCUAGAAAGAACUCGCUCACGUCUGCAUCGGAACUGAAGAAGAGAGACAUCACUCCGAUUUUGAACUUGAUGCUUAUGCUUGCGCUACUUUCCUUCAUGCUGACGCUCUUGGCUUUCCUUUCUGACAUAUUGCUUUUCACGCCACAUUUGAGUUAUUUGGGCUGGCUCCAAUUCUACCCAAUUGUUGCUACAUCGCUUAUUGCGUCGAUGGUUUGCUUUAUGAAGAGAUCGAUCACGUCGAGAAAGUACUGGGAAGACUCCAAGAUACGAUACAACGAUGACAUGAGAAUACGGAGGACUAUAGACCUAGAGGACUCGGACAGUGACGAUGGGUUUUAUGUGUACACCAACGGGUUCUACAGCACAGGUGAUAACAACGAGGAAACUUACCACAGUCACAGAGCAAGAUCUACCAGCUCUCAUAAUGGGUGGAGACGACACACGCCACGAAAUGACGAACUGCAUAUCCAAAUGGACGAGCAACCGCACAGGGAAGAACAGCAGGUGGUUGAACUUGAAGACAUGGAUUUGGGUAGCGACAUUCAUAGGGUUACUUUAUAG